AGGGCACAAGGACGAGGGGCAACUAAGCAACCUGCCCCAAGGAGCUCUCCUCAAUUGACUUAGUCUAAUUUACACGUUGUGUACUUUUUAUAUAUUUAUACAUACCUACUUGUACUAAUCGAAUGUUAUAAUCUACGUAUUUUUAUAUAUCUUGACUAACUCGAAAACACCAGAAGAAGGGCGAAGUUUGCCAAGUUUCUUAACUCUACCUUAACCAGUCUAACACCACUUAACUCAAAUUAACUGAUUCUCACACAGAAUUACGCCUCGAAAUUAUCUAAAAUAUGCUACAUUUUACGGAUUAUCAAGCGAGUUAACUGAAAAUCGAAUAGUUAUACAUCAAUACAUAUGAAGCAAUGCCAUGCGAUGCGAAGUAACAUUUUUUUAUACUUAAUUAUACUAGUUAAAGAUGCAACAAAACCAAAAAAUAAGAAUGCAUGUUACAAAUUUUAUAAAAAAAAACAAAUUUUUGCACACUCGCCACUCAAUUUGUUAGCUAAUCAAUUUCAUUGCAUUAUUCCAAAUAAUCGACUCGAGAUCGCAACUCAUUGUAAAAUGGUGUAGCCAACAAUCUGGGACCCUUUGGUAGGGCUCAGUUUGCUGGCCAGUCGAAGCAAUAAAGAGCAAAUCCUUCAAUAAAAUUAUACUUAUACACAAACGAACAAAGGUUUUCCAAUUUGGCGAUGGGAAAGCGAGCGAGCGACAGAUAAGAUAAAGCCACCAGCAAAAGUUUGUCGACCAAUGCGAUGUGUGUAGUAUUCUGUGAUUCAGUUGUGAAAUAAUCCUCAAACUGCAAAGUUCUCCAUUGAGUCGGAAACAUGUUGAAGCUGGACACCAAAGGAGGUAUCAUCUGCACGGGCGUUUUAUCCAUUGCCUUUGCCAUAACCUAUUUGGCACUGAUGGAUGAGUAUUUCUGGCGAAAUGGACUUUACGAACUGGGGAUACACAUUUCUUCUCUGCAAAUAUUAGGCAGCGUAUGCCUUCUAAUAGGAGCUUUUAAGCAAAAAUACAAGUUCUUAGUGCCGUGGAUGAUAACCACAGGGUUCUUCAUGUAUCUUAUGGUUUAUGCGAGCAUUACGACGUUAACCAGACUUGGAGAUUGGAUCUUCAUUCCGACGAUGUUGCUGCCGUUUACAGUUUAUCUUGGCUGUGCUUUGUACUCGGUGCAAAAGGCUUUCGACAGGAUGCGCAAGGACAUGCCCCCAUUGUACUCCAAUUUGUCCGCCGAAAAGGAUAUCGUUCAUCAUAUUUAGGCCAAUAAAACGAAUUUACUUCAAUUGGUUUUAACCGCAGACGAAAUUAGCCAAAAAGGAUUAGCCUUGAAAAUACAUUCAUUUCGAAGAAUAGGGUAACAAAAGCUGAUAAGAUAACUGUUAAACAAAAGCUUUCCAAUUAUGAAGCUAUGAAAAAAAAGUGAAAUGUGGAAACAAGCACAAAAGAGGCCAUAUAUUCCUUAGCGAUGUAACUGUUAUAUAGAAGAAAACAAUUAGUAAUAUUCAGCUGAACAACAUGAUCACUGGUCAUCACUUUCAUCAUGUUCAGCAAAAAAUGAGCGUAUAAAUAGUACGCUAUCUUUUCUUGAUAAAUGAUAAAUAUCUGCUAGCCUAUAUUAAUAGUGUAAAUAUCGAUAAGAACAAACAGAAAAAUUAAAUUGUAAACAAAACAAAAAUAAACAAGAAACGAAGCAAACGAAGUUCAUAUACCCUUGCAGCUAUUGCAACAAUUAAAUGUUCUUGAAAAACUUAAAAUUAUGAUUGACUUGCGUGUGUGUUUACAUUGAAGCUAUUUGAAGAUUAUUUGAUAGUUCCUAUGGCAGAUAUAUGAUA
Messenger RNA from Drosophila gunungcola (fruit fly), 1826 nucleotides. RefSeq lists its product as uncharacterized. The record is from RefSeq and is a predicted model, not a curated record. Lineage: Eukaryota; Metazoa; Arthropoda; Insecta; Diptera; Drosophilidae. Bases 819 to 1253 code for a protein of 144 amino acids. The transcript is spliced from 5 exons.